GUCAUCAGAAAUAAAUCUAAGUACUAAUUUGAUAAAAAUCACUACUACUUUCUCAGUCAGCGAGAAACGCAGAAAACAUAUCGCGAAGAAGAUGAUGAUGCAAUCCAGGUUAUUAGCGUUGGCUUCAACGAUGCGUUCCCGCGUUCGACCAAUCGCUCAGAGGCAGUUAGCGUUUGGAUCAUCAACGUCUGGCCGAACCGCUGAUCCAGAGCUUCACUCUGGUAACCGUGGAGCUGAUCCAGCUAUUUAUCCGAGAGACCCCGAAGGUAUGGAUGAUGUAGCGAACCCCAAGACUGCGGCUGAAGAAAUCGUUGAGGAAACUCCACGUCCGAGUUUAGAAGCGCAACCGCUUAUACCGCCUAAAUCUCCACGCGCCACCGCACAUAAGCUAGAGAGCACUCCCGUUGGUCAUCCGUCGGAACCCAAUUUCCAACAGAAACGGAGAAAAAGCGCCACCGCAUCUCCGCAGCCGCCGUCGCUUGAUUCUGUGAGCUGCGUCGGUUUAGACGGCUCACCGUGGCCGAGAGACGAAGGAGAAGCGGAGGAGCAAAGGCGGAGGGAAGAUGAAACAGAGAGCGACAAGGAAUUUUACGCACACCACAAAGCGUCUCCCUUAGCGGAGAUAGAAUUCGCCGAUACUCGGAAGCCGAUAACGCAAGCGACCGACGGGACGGCGUACGCGGCGGGGAAAGACGUGAUCGGAUGGUUGCCGGAACAGCUAGACACGGCGGAGGAGUCUUUAAAGAGGGCUACAAUGAUAUUCAAACGAAACGCAGAACGCGGCGAUCCUGAAACGUUUCGUCAUUCUAGAAUCUUAAGAGAAAUGAGAGGCGAGUGGUUUUAAAUUAAAGACGCAAAAGAUGUUACUGUCAAAUAAUCUAAAUAAACUUUUUCAAUUAGCUUCACUGGUUCUUCCAAAACUGGAAAAUCUCUAGAAACCCUGAUAAAGAGAAUUGGUUCGAACAUUGUGGAUUACAGUUAUUACAUGGUCCAAAAGGUUUUUGUUCUUCAUCAAAGCUGUAAAAACUUAUUGGUAUCAGAUUCCAAAGCUCUUCCUUUUCAAGGUUCUUAAAGAAAGUCAAGUUCUUUAAAAAGCCAUAGACUUGUAUAUCUUCAUCCUUCUCCCACCAUUGAAAAAAACUGCAAAAUUAUUUCUCUCUUCCUUCUCCUAUCAAUGGAGCUCUUUCUCUGUUUCUUCACUCUGCUUUUAAUAUCGCAGUCUGUUGCGUUGGGUACAGCAGAGAAAACGCAGAUUGAAUGUGCAAUGUGCUUAGAAUGUGAGAACCCAUGUGAUCAGCCACCUCCUCCAUCGCCUUCACCUCCACCACCGCCACCGCCGCUGGAAAUUUUCUGUCCUCCACCGCUUCCACCUCCUCCACCACCACCUGUAGAGGUAUUCUGUCCGCCUCCUCCUUCCCCACCGCCGCCUUCUCCUCCUCCUCCACCUCCUUCACCGCCACCACCGUGUACUCACUGCUCACUGCCGCUUCCACCGCCGCUGCCACCGAUUUGCAAUGAAUGCGUUCCGAACAAGCCGAGACCGCCGAUCAUUAUCACCGCCGCAGAAGCGUCGCCGGCGGUUUCUGCAUCUAUAAUUUUCGUAACUGCUCUCGCGUUUUUCGUUGCCUCUCUGCUUCAAUAAAUCUUCUAGCGAUCUUCGGCUAAUGUUAUAUCUGCAUUUUAAUUCUUACAAAUCACCAAGGGAACUUCAGUUUCUGAGAUGUAGGAAAUACUCUUUUUACCCUCGUGUAAUGUGUAACACUUCUCUCCGAAAAUCUCAAUUAACACACAAAAAGGUCUUUAAAAGUAUCUAGGAUUUGAGGUUUUGGUUUUGGUGUGAAUAUAGCAAAGCUAUAUGAGACGUAAGAUUAGUAAUAUAUUUGGCUCAUGGACAUUCUUAUUUAUCUUUAUAAAAAAAGUACAUUUUUAUUUAUCUUCUUAUUACCAGCUACUGUGUGAUUACUUGUGAUAAAAUGCCAGUAUGAUAUUUUUA
Messenger RNA from Thlaspi arvense, 1993 nucleotides. NCBI's taxonomy places the organism in Eukaryota, Viridiplantae, Streptophyta, Magnoliopsida, Brassicales, Brassicaceae. The record is from the annotation of a GenBank genome assembly.